Molecule: messenger RNA, 738 nt
Organism: Macroventuria anomochaeta
Lineage: Eukaryota; Fungi; Ascomycota; Dothideomycetes; Pleosporales; Didymellaceae
Exons: 3
Coding region: 1-738 (245 amino acids)
Source: RefSeq, a predicted model, not a curated record
AUGAAUCAUCAACAAGCGAUGCCGGGCUUCAUCUUCCGCAUCAACGAAGUGCGCGAACACCCGAAUGUGCAACCCGCUGUGGAUAUGAAUGGAAAUUGGGAACCAACGGCCACCCCCGGAUACAACUAUGUUGUGUCUGGAGGCGUGACGAACCUGUGGUGGCUUUGCGAUGGCAACAGGAUUCGUCCUAGUCCGUUGGCUGAACACAAACUACCCCCGGGUAUGGUCCACUACAAGACGUAUUCACUCUUCUACAGCGAUGGCAGAGGUUUCUGGGUGCUACGAGGAGACGCUACAAACCCAACGCACGACGAGCCCUGGCUACCCCUAUGUUUCGACCACGACGAAAAUGACGGCUUUUCAUCGUUCCUGACAAACGCCAGAAGUGAGCCGGCCCUUCGCUGCCGCCGGACGGACCAAACCUGGGUAAAGAUGCUUUUGCCUGAUGUCAACCACGGAUCUGUUGUCGUUGAGUCCAGGCAACAGGGGGCAUUGAAAGGAGAACUGCCAAUACUCUUGGGCUUGCUAGCGUUCUCUAUCCCAAUAGAAUCGCUGCAACAGUACCUUCCGUCGAUGUUCCAUAGCGGGACAUGGCAGCAGUAUGACAUGGCAAACGGUCGCAAUCACAAACGCGGGGUAAUUGUCGAAGUUUACGCAUGUCCUACUUCAAACGGAGGUACCACCGCUGAAGCCCUCAAGGACCGUGAAGAUGGUCUCACGGGCAAGUACUACUAUUGA